Brettanomyces bruxellensis is the source of this 522-nucleotide messenger RNA. RefSeq lists its product as uncharacterized. Gene Ontology annotation, biological process: proteolysis. NCBI's taxonomy places the organism in Eukaryota, Fungi, Ascomycota, Pichiomycetes, Pichiales, Pichiaceae. The coding region runs from base 1 to 522 and encodes 173 amino acids. The record is from RefSeq and is a predicted model, not a curated record. The transcript is spliced from 3 exons. Gene Ontology annotation, molecular function: metallodipeptidase activity.
AUGGGUGUUGAAGGAUUGCAUCAAAUUGAUUUGUCCUUGACAAAUCAUGAAAGAAAUGUUAGAGAUGAUAUCCUAGAUAUGGUUAAAAAGAAUGAUGAAUUUGUGAGUCAUUCGGAUCACAGUGAUAUUUCUAUCAACGAUGUUGUGGACCAUGUAAUUUAUAUUGUUAAAAGAAUUGGUUGGAAUCAUGUAGGACUGUGUGGUGAUUUCGAUGGUAUGGAGAAAGGACCGUUUGGCCUUGAAAACACUUCAAAAUAUCCAUAUCUUGUUAAAAAGGUUUCGGACGUAACAGGUGCUUCGGAAAACGAUAUCGCUAAGUUUAUGGGCCUGAAUGUUUUGUGCGUAUGGAAGGAGUGUGAAAAAGUGGCAAAAGUUUUAAAAAAGGUUUGUCCGCAACCGAUUGACAUUAAUUGGAACGAAAGAAAAUGGGUUUUUCCAAAAUAUGCAAAGGAUAUUCUAAAUAUGUAUUCAGGUGCCAAAGAUCAAGAAAAUAACGUGUAUACAGACACUACUAAGCCUUAG